AUACGAUGAAAGCUGGAGUGGCCUGGAAGAUAGUACACGAGUCGUGUUUCGCUGAAAAACGGCGUGAUUUUUACCUUUGUUCAGUGAUAAAUAACGCGACUAGCCAUGUAAUUCCGGUAGCUGAGCGAGGGAAGGUUAUCAUGGCAUGGGCGUGACAUAAGCUGGGUCUUCAUCUCGGUGGCCCGGGUCAUGGGCGGAGUGUUGGAGGAAUGGUGGGGGUGGUGUGCUCGACCAGGUCGUCUGCCCAGAGCCGCCCCCCUCACCAUUCUCGUCACUACGGUGCUCACCAUCAUCUCCCUUCUCUUUCUCCUCAACGCCAGAGGAUUAAGUCGGCAUCCUACACCUCGUCAGGUGUGGGAUCUAGAGGACCACGACUUCGCAGGGGCGCCGCAGCACCACCCAGAUCUUGUUUCGUACAUCCGGCAGCUGCACCUGGUUGGCCCGUCCCCCGGUCCUUACAACCUCAAGAAUCCCGAUGUUCUGGACUUCUCUCAAAAUGGACAGAGCAAGCAAAUUGAGAAGAUUCUUCAUGGAAAACAUGGCGGUUUCUUCGUGGAGGCCGGUGCUUACAAUGGAGAAGAACUGAGCAAUACAUUGUACCUGGAACGACAGCUGGGAUGGACUGGACUUCUUGUUGAGCCUGAUCCCUGGAACUUCUGGACUUUGAAAAAGAGGGGUAGGAAGUCCCAUGCCGUCCAUGCGUGUCUCUCUCCAAGUCCGUUUCCAAAAGAAGUCACUUUCAAGCAGAGUGACACUAUGGGACACAUAGCAAGUGGCAGUGAAGAGAAACAUCACCAGGGGAUUUUUACAAGGGUGAAGUGCUUUCCCUUGUAUUCGCUACUCCUUGCACUCAACACAACCACCCUUGAUUUACUCUCUUUGGACGUGGAGGGUGCAGAAUUACAGGUCCUAAAAACACUUCCCUGGAACAAGGUCACGAUUCACGUGGUGUGUGUUGAAUACAAACACGUACCUGAAGGAGGGGCUUCACUCACAUCUUUUCUACAGGAGAGAGGUUAUGCCCUUCACUCCACCGUAGGGGAUGACCUCAUCUUUGUAAGAAAAGAAUUAAUGGAGGGACAUAGCAAGGAGGGAAUAUUAUAGCAGCUUCUUAUGAUGUAGGAUUUGCUACUUCAAAUGGCAUUUUGUUUUAUUAGUAUAUGAUGCUUUGUUGGCUUAUAUUUAUUUUGCUCGUUGUAUAGUACAGUGUAGUUUAUAAAAGGUUUGUGAAUAAUUUAAGCAGGAAUCCAAUAUAUUUUUAUAAGGCUUCAUGUCAGCAUGAAGUAUUAUUUGGAACUUGGUGACACAUUUUGCAUUGCUAGAGUUCUGUUUUAUAGUAAAAUGGGAAAACCCUUAUAAAAAAAUAA
Macrobrachium nipponense is the source of this 1367-nucleotide messenger RNA. Its product is annotated as protein Star-like. The record is from RefSeq and is a predicted model, not a curated record. The transcript has 6 exons. The coding region runs from base 190 to 1104 and encodes 304 amino acids. NCBI's taxonomy places the organism in Eukaryota, Metazoa, Arthropoda, Malacostraca, Decapoda, Palaemonidae.